Amoebophrya sp. A120 is the source of this 1182-nucleotide messenger RNA. NCBI's taxonomy places the organism in Eukaryota, Dinophyceae, Syndiniales, Amoebophryaceae. The record is from the annotation of a GenBank genome assembly.
CUGCGUUCUGCCUGUUGGAUCUUAGUCCAAUCUGCGGUAUGUAUCGCAACAUCGGUGCGAAGGUUUCGAAGUCUCGUAGUCAGGUAGCUUCGUCGGUCUCGGAAUCAACCAGUAUCGCUAAAGGUGUGGUCGGUCAUCUCUGAAUCAGGUAGCUUCGUUCACACGACGAAAUAAUGGCGGUAUGCCGCCACGGACGUCGGUCGAAGUGAUUUGUAUAAGACGCAAGUCGAACUUGUGCUUGUGGGCUUGAAGAAUAUUCGGAUGCACUAGAAGAGGGCCGUAUUCCUCAUGUUUGUUCGGUGUUGCUUUCUGCGUCAAUUUUGAUUUUCGGUUCGUCCACUAAAAUGGAAAAGCGCGACGAGGUGUUUGUCGUAUGAUCAUGAUGUCUGCAGCCACCACUCCUACAUUUCCCGCGAUGUUUUUGGGCCAAUGAAUAUUAAAAAAAUCUUUGGACAAAGAGACGACAGCUCUCGGAACCCGCUUCGCUAAACUGACAAGUUACAAGAGAAAGAAGUCGUAUUGCUUUUUCAACAAUAAAUUCCCCUUAUGUAGUCCCCAGCUGCCCUAGCACCCCCGCUAGGUGGUUUUCUUUACGAUCACUUCCUGAUUUUGGUUUGCUUUUUAUUCUUUCGAUAACCAAUUUCCUCCUUGGCAAUGACUACUAUCCGUACAAGGUGUAGUCUACUUGCUACCGCGGCGCGAGCAACCCGACUCGUAGCCCUUUUCAUCGAGCUGGACCGGCACGGAGUAGGUGUAGCCGCCACGGCCGCGGGAAUGCAGCCCUGGUGGAAGCAUGCGCCCCUCUACUCGAGCUACGACGCCCUAGCAACGAGAUUCACGCUGACGUAUCUGUUCGAGUUGACAGCAGGUCCGAAUCAAUGCAGCUCCGAUAAAAAAUUCUGGGCAUCCGAAGUAGAACCUUUGCUGGAAGACGGCCUAAUCGAGUAUGUCAAGGCGGAACUUCACCAGAAGUACCACGAUUUUUCCGCUUUUUCAACCACGGCGCCGCUGGCUGAACUGAAGUAUCGCCCGUCGUUUUCAGACCUUGCGAAAGGCACCAUCUUCCCGAGCGGCGUCAGGUUUCAGCUAAGAUCACGGGAGGCCAGUUGUGGAGGUAAUGGCGUGAAUAACGCCGGGAACGGCCAGGGCUACUUCAGGCACCUUUUGCUGAGUAUUCAGUGA